AUGGGCGGCGAGCGACAAACUCCAAUGCCCAUCUUGCACAAAUCUUCCAACUCGAAAGUGAAGAAAACCGUGUCAUCGGGAGGCUACCACAAACUCGACCAUCAACGAUACGACAUAUGGCAGUAUCCAGACAGCCUGGUCCCCUGGAAUACGGAAGAUACGCCCCCUUUUCUGGGCGACAUGGGCUAUCAGCCUUCGCUCUACCCUGCUAGUUCAUUCCAAUUCGAUCAAUGGAAUGAGCCACAGCCGCCAUGGACCCCGGGCUUCUACCCCAUGGUCCCAGUAGAGAAUUUCUUCUCUGAAUCUGACUACCCCCUCGAUCACCAGCCUUCAACCGAAGAUGCGUUCACAAUGGAGCAUGCAUUUAACCUCAAAGAUGAGUCGCAUACCAAUGCUCCAUCCUCCCUGCCAUCGCAGCCUCCCAGUCUUAUAGACUCGGGUUCAUUUCCCGUCCUGGACAGUAACUGGGACAACCCCUGGGACAAAGUCCCCAUGGCCAAUGAGACCCACAACAACAGAACAAGAAUCUCAGUUGAUGCGAAGAGCUACUCUGUGCGCAAAAGAAUCCUGAAGCUUAACCUCGAAAUGAUCAAUGAUCUCGAGGCCUUGGAGUCAGACUCUGAUAUUAUGCAAUCCUUGAACAUUUUGGGAGAUGACAUCAGCUCCCUGGGAGGCAGACUUGAGGUUCCCAUUUUUCGAAUGCUCAAUCACUCGACAAAAUUCUUAGACAUAAUUGAAUCUGGGCUCGGUAGAUCGGAAGAUCCAUCCCAUGAUCAAACCCCAAGCGUUGAAUCUGCUCCGUUCGAGGAUGCCAAGAACUUUCCAAAAAGCCGAGAGCAAUCCACCGCAUUUGUAGCAUCGCCUCAAGACCACACCGAUCGCACAGUCAGUUCGCCACAAUCAGAUCGUAGCAGAGGCCCCUCACUGCCAGCUUACGACCUGGUAACUUCCAUGGGUAUGCUCACAGCCUAUAGCCAUCUGAACUGCAUCUAUUGUGCUAUUUUCAACCGGCUGUACCAACUAUUUCUUCUUGUCCCACCUGCGGAGGCCUCUUCAUUCCUGCUGUUACCCAACUCGCACUACGGACAGUUUAAUAUGGACAGGAAUAUCACAUUACAAAUCCACGUUUUGACUGACCUCUGUACCAAUAUGUUGGCAAAAAUGGAACUUGCUUUGGGGAUGUCUUGCGGUGAGGUUGAUGGAGACAUCAAUCCGGUCACGUCUGAUCUGGGAAUUGGUGGUCCCCUGGCUUCUGUCCGUGAUCAAAUUAUGACCGAAGAACGGAAUGAGUGUAGCAUUCCGUUGAAAGAGACGAUGGCAUGCCUCCGAAAACUUGUGAAUGAUCCAAGCUUUGUAUGA
This is a messenger RNA of Penicillium verhagenii, 1359 nucleotides long. RefSeq lists its product as uncharacterized. The coding region runs from base 1 to 1359 and encodes 452 amino acids. The record is from RefSeq and is a predicted model, not a curated record. The transcript has 2 exons. NCBI's taxonomy places the organism in Eukaryota, Fungi, Ascomycota, Eurotiomycetes, Eurotiales, Aspergillaceae.